GGGGCCCCUGCCGAGGCCGGGAGCCCCGGCAGGGAGCCGCAGCUUUUGCUGUGCCAACAACCGUGGCCCGAGGCUCCGCUUGCCGCUGGUGGGGACGCAUUAAUCCACUGACACUAGCGUGGGACAAAGAUGUACUGAAGGAGUCAGCUGUGGCUGCGACCAGCCGAGGAGAGCAUUUAGAGCACGCGCUGAACAGGAAGAAGUGGAAAGGGAAGAAGGAAGGGAGCCUCUGGUUUCUGGAGCAGUGUCAACACGGAGGACUGAGCUUGAUGGUGGAAUUGGGGACACUGUAACACCAAGGAGGAAGCCUGAUCCAGUGUGAAGAUGACUCCCUUGGUCGCCGUGGUGUCCAGCCCCCGUGCCCGGCUCUUUGCCUGCUUCCUCAGGCUGGGUGCUCAGCAGGCUGACUCACUUCAGCUGCACACAGGGGCCGGCCUAGCAGCCAAGAACCACUAUGAGGUGCUGGUGCUGGGUGGGGGCAGCGGUGGGAUCACCAUGGCUUCCCGUAUGAAGAGGAGAGUGGGCGCAGAGAAUGUGGCCAUCAUUGAGCCCAGUGAGAGACAUUUCUACCAGCCAAUUUGGACGCUGGUGGGCGCUGGUGCCAAACAGUUGUCCUCGUCUGUUCAACCCACAGCGAGUGUGAUUCCAUCCGGUGUAGAGUGGAUCAAAGCUAGAGUGGUUGAACUGAACCCAGACAAGAGCUGCAUCCACACAGACAGCGGCAAGGAGAUCUCCUACAAAUAUCUUAUUAUUGCUCUUGGAAUCCAGCUGGACUACGAGAAGAUUAAAGGCCUACCUGAAGGUUUUGCCCAUCCCAAAAUAGGGUCUAAUUAUUCGGUUAGGACAGUAGAGAAGACAUGGAAAGCUCUGCAGGACUUCAAGGAGGGAAAUGCCAUUUUUACGUUCCCAAAUACUCCGAUAAAGUGUGCUGGAGCCCCACAGAAGAUCAUGUAUUUAUCAGAAGCCUAUUUCAGGAAGACAGGGAAGCGAUCUAAGGCCAAUAUCAUUUUCAACACUUCUCUUGGAGUGAUUUUUGGGGUUAAGAAGUAUGCAGAUGCCCUGCAGAAGAUCAUCAAGGAGAGGAACCUCACUGUUAACUACAAGCAAAACCUCAUUGAAGUCCGAGCUGAUAAACAAGAGGCUGUUUUUGAGAACCUGGAUAAGCCUGGAGAGACCCAAGUGGUUUCGUAUGAAAUGCUUCACGUUACACCACCAAUGAGCCCACCAGAUGUCCUCAAGACGAGUCCUGUGGCUGAUGCUGCUGGAUGGGUGGAUGUGGAUAAAGAAACUCUGCAGCACAAGAGAUACCCAAAUGUGUUUGGGAUUGGGGACUGCACCAACCUUCCUACGUCAAAGACUGCUGCUGCAGUGGCUGCCCAGUCAGGAAUACUUGACAGGACAAUUUCUCUGAUUAUGAAGAAUGAAAAACCAAUGAAGAAGUAUGAUGGCUACACGUCAUGUCCACUGGUGACUGGCUACAACCGUGUGAUUCUCGCAGAGUUUGACUACAGCUCUCAGCCCCUGGAAACCUUCCCCUUUGACCAGGGCAAAGAGAGGCUUUCCAUGUACCUCAUGAAGGCCGACCUGAUGCCCUUCCUAUACUGGAAUAUGAUGCUGAGGGGUUACUGGGGAGGACCAGCCUUUCUGCGGAAGUUGUUACAUCUGGGUAUGAGCUGAGGACGGUUCAACCUUUCCCCUCCUUGGAUGACUCCUGAACCAAAAUCAUAGUAAUGAUUGACUAAGAGCAGCAUGAAAAACUCAAAACCUGACCCUGUAAAAAAUUUAUUGCCAGAUGAUGGAUGAUGGUGACUAAAUGCUUCUCAUUUCAAUACCUCUGGACAGCCACUGUGCAGGCUGACCAGAAUGAGCUUGAUUCUUUGGAAAUAUUAAAAUGAGAGAAUAGACUUCUAUUUUUUUAA
Messenger RNA from Pteropus alecto (black flying fox), 1919 nucleotides. It is a transcript of the gene SQOR, whose product is annotated as sulfide quinone oxidoreductase. Bases 325 to 1677 code for a protein of 450 amino acids. Gene Ontology annotation, cellular component: mitochondrion. The record is from RefSeq and is a predicted model, not a curated record. NCBI's taxonomy places the organism in Eukaryota, Metazoa, Chordata, Mammalia, Chiroptera, Pteropodidae. The transcript has 12 exons. Gene Ontology annotation, molecular function: sulfide:quinone oxidoreductase activity; FAD binding.